Molecule: messenger RNA, 1053 nt
Organism: Micromonas commoda
Lineage: Eukaryota; Viridiplantae; Chlorophyta; Mamiellophyceae; Mamiellales; Mamiellaceae
Exons: 1
Coding region: 1-1053 (350 amino acids)
Molecular function (GO): dioxygenase activity
Source: RefSeq, a predicted model, not a curated record
AUGAACGGCGGAAACUCGGAACUUCCUACGGUGAGUCUCGCAUCUUUCAUCGGAGAAUGCGGCGGGUGCGUCGUGGGUGACGAACCCACCCCCGAGCAGCGCCUCACCGCCGGGCAAAUCGACGCAGUCUUCAGACGCCACGGCUUUCUUUACCUGACGGACUUUGGCGUCUCCGAGGAGGAUGUCAGGGUCGUUUUCAACAACAUGAAGCGUCUCUUCGCGCUCAAUGACGAGGAGAAGGCCAAGUUGAGCAAGUUCGACCCGAGGACGAACACGGGUUUCAGCAAGUUUGCCACCGAGGCUCUGAACACCCUCAGGCCCCCUGACCUUAAGGAGAGCUUCAACAUCCGGUCGAGGAAGCACUACACAAACGAUUACACAGGCACUCCCGAGGGCUUUGGAGACGUCGCCGAGUCAUUCUGGGAUAAGUUGGAGGAGGCAUCCAGGAGGCUGUUCAUAGCGUGCGCGCUCGCCAUGAAGCUGCCGAGGGAGGACAUGAGGUUCUUCGAGCGAACGUUCCGACGCUUCGACUUCUCCACGCUGCGGAUGCUUCACUUCCCACCGGUGGAGGAUUUCUCCCCGGACAAGCUCACGAGGGAUGGCGACGCGCUGAGGAUCGGCGAGCACACCGACUUUGGGAUGGUCACGCUGCUCUUCCACGACGCCGAGAGCGCGGGCGAGGGGCUGCAGGUGAAAAAAGCCGAUGCCGGGGCUGGGAACGAUGCGAGCGGCGUGGCCGGCACAAACACCGGCUGGAUCGAUGCCAUCAGCCGUGGCGGCGCGACGGCCAUCGUGAACACCGGCGCUCUCAUCGCGAGGUGGACGAACGACGAGUGGAGGGCCACGGCUCACAGGGUGGUGGUUCCCAACGAUGCGGCCGCGGGAAGGGAUAGGUAUUCACUCGCCUUCUUUCUGGAUCCCGACAAGGACGAGGUCAUCGAGACGCACCCGCGGUUCAGCGACGCCGUUGACAAGUACAAGCCGAUAACCAGCGGCGGGUUCGUCCAGAUGAAGAUCGAGGAAAUGUUGAAGGUGCAGGGAAAGGCGACCUAA